AUUUUAUUUAUCUGUAAAAAGGAUUGUUGUGAGUCAGGCUGUUCAUCGGCAUUUCGCAUUUUCUCGGGAAUUCCGUUGUAUUAGAAAUCCAUAUACAGCAUAGCAAAGCAUGAAAAAAUGGCUAUAAAUCUAGAGAAGCAUAAGGAAGCCCUGAUCGCUGCGUGGAAGGAUGUUCUGGACGAGAAAACUGAUACGAAUUGGGCCCUCUUUGGCUAUGAUGGACUAUCUAACGAUCUUAAAUACAUAAGCAAAGGUGAUGGAGGGCUUACAGAGUUGAUAGAUGACUUCAACAGUGGCAAGAUACAAUACGCCUUUCUAAAAGUUGAUGUGCCUAAUGGAAGCAUAUCUAAAUAUGUCCUUAUCAACUGGCAGGGUGAAGGAGCUCAAACGGUACGCAAAGGCACGUGUGCGAAUCACAUAAAGCACGUAGCGCAGUUGUUCACGGGUUUCCACCUCACAAUGCACGCGCGGACGGAAGACGACCUGGAUGAGAAGAUCAUCCUCGACAAGCUGUCCAAGGCUGGCUCUGCCUUCAACUUCAAGACGACCAGGACGGAGGAGUUGCCACAGAGCGGGCCUGUCGGGACUACAUAUAGGAAAGUUAAUCCAGUGCAGGAAAUCAAUUCAAAAGAAAGAGACCAGUUUUGGCUAAAAGAAGAACAAGAAGAGAAGAAAAGAGUUGAAGCAGAGAGGAAACGAAGAGAGGAGGAGAAGAAGAAAGCAGAAGAGAAUGUAAGAAGAAGGGACGAGCAGGAGGCGGCGAAGAGGGCUAAAGCUGAACAGCAGAAGGCUCCAAGUCCAGAGGGCGGUGUGAGCGCCAGCGAAGUCCUGCGGCGGCAGCGCUCCACUGAGGCACGUCAGCUCAUCGGGGGCUCCACAGCCGCCGCCAGAGCCCUGUUCCAGCAGAACCUGGCACAGGGACAGAUUACUAACAGAUCAAACUCAAUACCCGAGAAACCAGUUCGCAGUUCCGUCAUAGCGCAGAGGAUAAACACGUUCUCGCAGAACACAUCGCAACCCUCAUCGCCCAGUCACAUCAAAUCCCCAGACACCCCCACCCAUACCCCCGUUUCCCCAGAAACAACACAAACAAAACCGAUAGAAAAAACAACACUCACAGAACAACAAAUAGAACAACCGAAAACGAGUCCACUGAAAAACAUAGACAAAAUAAAAAUGAGUCUCGAAAGUCCAUCACAAAUACAGUACGACCCAAUAAUUGAUCCAUCAGCCGAUCUUAGUCCGAGCACAGAGACUGAACCAACAUCAUUUGCUUCGGUGAACUAUUCAGAAUAUCAUGAGAACUAUCGAGAUAUGGACGUGAAACAAAGCGAGCCGAUGAUAAAACAGAAUAUUUUAGAAAAUGAUAUGUUCGAUGCAUCGUACUCGAGUUCAAAUGAAAACGAUGAUGAUGACAGUGACAAUAAGUUCAGUACGAUCAAACGGUCACCGUACAGUAAGAACACUGAUGACAGGGAGCUGAGCAGACAGAACACGGUCAUAGAAAAUGUUAAUUUUAAGAAGGAGAAUGGCACUACUACACUUGACGAUGUUUCACCCGAAGGAAUGGAGGAGGAAGGCACGAUAUACGAAGACCUGGACGAUGACCCCGGUCUCACCGCCAGAGCAUUAUACGAUUAUCAAGCAGCGGACGAGUCAGAGAUAACGUUCGACCCGGGCGACAUCAUCACGCACAUCGAGCAGAUCGACGCGGGCUGGUGGCAGGGGCUCGGCCCGCAUGGCGUCUUCGGCCUCUUCCCCGCCAACUACGUGGAGCUGCUGCCCUGCCACCCGCGCUAGCACUACCACCACCAUCUGCAUGAUCCUUCCUACGUAUACCAUCUGCAAGAAUCGUGGUAUUUAUCAUUAUCAUUAACAACCAAUGGACAUUCACUCCUUAGCCUCCUGGAAGGACCUUCAAACACCACGGUCUUGAGCCAUUACCAUCAUGCGGCUCUUUGUAACCCGCUUGAUGUUAACGGAACAACAUCGCGAGUUUCGAAUUCACCUCCUUCUCUUUCUAUAGUAUCGUGUUAGACAGAGAUAGAGGUGAAUUUGAUAGUUGCAUCAGCGAGUUAUAAAACAUCGUUACAUAAGUGGUACUGAUCGCUUAGGCAAACUUAGCCUCUCGUCAUAUUCAGUACUACUGUACUGCGCGAUUGAAGACUCGCUUACAAAAGUAGUCCUACGAUGCAUCAACGAUUGUCUUGUGACGAGACAUAGUCCACUAUUAUCGGAAUUCAAAAUAUCGUUUUCUUUACGAAAGUAUGUGAUAUUGUCGAUUUCGUAGGUCCACUAAUAGCGGCGUAAUUGAAAAUAUCGUUUUAUUUCGUCCCAACAUAGAACGAAAGAAUGUUAUAUUGUUAAUUUCGUAGGUCCACUAAUAGCGGAGUAAUUGAAAAUAUCGUUUUCUUGUCCCGACGCAGAACGAAAGAAUGUAAUAUUGUCGAUUUCGUAGGUCCACUAAUAGCGGCAUAAUUGAAAAUAUCGCUUUCUUUCGUCCCAACACAGAACGAAAUAAUGUGAUAUUGUCGAUUUCGUAGCUAUAGGUUGACAAUAUCUCUCUCGUUAUGAGAUAUCUCGUGGCGCGUCUCCUAGUUCUGGUGAUUGCCCAGUACACAAUUUUUAGUGACUGCUCAAAAUAAAUUUCAUUUUUAAUUUUUUUAUUCAAUUUUUUAAUGAAAUUUUAACGUUUCGUUCAAAAAUCGAAAUGUUAAUAUAGAAUGGACAAGUGAACAACAAAUGAAUUAUUGUUUUUUCUAUGUGAAUACGCAUUUCUAGAGUUACUUCAAAUGCAUUUAUAUAGUAUAUUGCUUAUUUACUAAUAGAAAUUAGAAUAUGACUCAUUUAUGCAUUAUGAGAAGUUUUCAAGUAUUAUUUUAGUUAUAUGAAAUUAUUUUCAAAAUUAACUUUUAUCUUUUGACUUACAAUGUGUUGUGAAUUUAAGUAAUUUAAUUUAUAUUUUUUUUGGUUAGAUUCUAUUUAAUUAUGGCAUCUAUAAUUUUGUCUGUUUAUUUUGAAUUCAUAUUAAUAUAUGUAAAUUAUAUUUACCUGCCACCUCAACACACAAAAAAAAUCCUCUUGUAUUGUCGAUGAAGAUAAAGAAAUGUAAAGUGAUUGUAAGUAGUAGAUACUACAAAUAUUAUACAUGACGUAUCAAAUAAAAGAAUUUUGAUUUUUAAUUAAAUAAAACAUCAAUUCACCUACAAUCUUAGUAUGAAUGUGGUAACGUGGCAGUUAAAACAAAGUAUAUCCUGACCAGAAAAAUAAAAAAAAAACUCACUGUAUCGUGAAAAAAAAACAAAUAUUUUUUUAAACUGACUUUACAGCCUUUGAGUUCUAGCCCUUUUGAGACUUAAUUUAAAAUUGAUGUUAAACACAGAUUGCUAAAGAGUACUUUUGGCGCCCUCCAGGUUUUUUUUAUUUUUCUGCUCAAGCUAUAGGUAUAUUAGUAAUCAAGCAUUACAAUAUUGAUUUUAUUGGACUAUAGUAUUAAAAAAAUGUAUGAAUUCUUGCUUUAACAAAACUUAUUUAUUUAUUGACUUUAGAAGACUUUAGAAUUUGAAGUAGAAAUUCUUUAUAUUUUUUCCAUAAUGAAUUUUAUUAAAUUAGAACUAUAUUGCACAUCGCUUAAAAUGAUAUCACAAAAUAUUUUAUAAAUAAAAUGGUAAUAUUUAUUGAUUAGGCUUUUACUCAACUAUUUAUUUUUUUAUGUAACUGCCUCUAUGGUGUGACUUUAGGGUUGACGUUUAAAAGCUUUAGGUUGUUCGCACACACAAUAAUAGAGUCAGUAAAGUAGGGUUAGGCUGCCUAAAGUCGUUCAACUUUUCUGUUUGGCCUCUAAUUAGACAUUUUUAGCUAAGAUUUUCAGUACUUAUAUACUUAAACAAUACACAUCACUAUCUAGCCCCAAAGUAAGCAUACAAAGUAGCUUGUGUUAUGGGUGCUAAGAUAGUUCAUAUUAUAAUAUUAAUAUACAAUUAUAGACUACAUAUAAAUACUUAUAUAAUGUAUAAAUACACACAGACACUGGAAAACACUCAUGCUCAUCACACAAAUAUUUUCCAGUUGUGGGAAUCGAACCCACGGCCGUGGAUGCAGAAAGCAAGGUCACUACCCACUGCGCCACGCGGCCGUCAGUACUUGGUUUUGUUUAUGGUUAAAUUUUGCAAUCUUUCUCUUUAUACAUAUGUACACCCGUCAUUAUUUUCUCUUUUUUGAUUGGUUGUCUGGAAGAGAUCGCUCAUUAGCGAUAAGGCCGUCAAUUGUGCAUUAAUAUUUCAGAUAAUUUCGUGCUUAUAAUUUUUAAUUUUUAUUUUUUGGUGUACAAUAAAGUAUAUUUAAUUCAUUCAUUCAUUCCAAAUAACCUAUGGUCUUGCUUAUAGACUUUGAGUUUUACAUGCCUUAGAGGGUAUGACUUAAGAAACCUUAACCAACUUUAUUGACAAUGUUUUUGAAUGUGUGCGAGCAGCUUUAUAGGAAACAUGUAAAUUUUAAAUAAACCACCAUUAAGUCAUAAUUAGAAUUCAUUAAAGACUAAUUCAGUCUUUGCUUCUGUGGUGAGUGAUAGUAUAGUCGUCAUUCCAUUAAUAAUGAUAUCCUUGUAGUCAAUACGUCCACACACGAAUUUUUAUGGGGAAAAAUAACACUGAAAUUCAUAGUAGUUGUAAAAACAAAACAUUAUCUAUCUCUGUCACUCUUACAUUUUUGUUAGCGUGUGACAGAGAUAGAGAGACUUCACAAAGCUAGUGUGACGUCAUAUAUUGCUUAUUCAUAUGUGUAUUAUAGAAGCACUGAGUAGAUGUGUUGUGUUGAUAAACAUUUAUAAAUAUGGCGUAUGUGUGUGAUAUUGUGAAUGUGUGUGAUAUUGCGAAUGUAUGUACAAUGUAUGUGUAAAGUCCGGCCGCUCAGAGAUUGCGAUUCUGACAGGUCGUGAUAGAAUGGAACAAACAUAUUAGGUAAAUACAAUUGCCUCGUUAUUUUGUUUCAUCACUACAAUGACAACCUUGAAACAGCGCAGUUCAACAACCUUGUACGCCAGUUUGAAGUUACACGUUCGUUCGAUCACGACCUGUCAAAAACGCAAUCUCUGAGCGGCCGGACUUCAAUGCAAGGUUGUAAAGUCUCAAAAUUGUUUACUAUGAAAUAUUUAUAUUUGAAUGAGGCCUAGUGGACGUUAAGACUUUUUAAUAUAAAGAAAUAAAAUUGUAGGCAAUUACCUUAUACCCUUGAAAUUGUGUCUUAGUAGUGCCAAAACCAUUUUUACCCACUUUUGUACUGUUUUUGUAUGAUAAAAUGAAUUUAAUAUUGAAAUAGAAAAACAGUUAAGCUCUAAUUAUGAACUUAAGGUGAAAUUUUAAUAUACAGACAAAAUUGUUUGAGUUUUAGCUGAUUUUCUAUUUAAGUAUUAAAACGCAAACGAUAGUUUAAAUUCUAAAAAAAAAUACAAUUGGCGAUAGUGAUCCUUACUUAUAAUGAUAAAGGUACGAUUAUCAAUAGUUUGGAAAAUCAUCUACUUAACGAUUUUUUCCCGAUCGUUUCUCUUAUAAUGUAGCCUACAUCGUAUCGUAGUACGAAGAGCCGAUGGACGUUGGGGUCCAAAAGUGCUGGAAUGGCGACCCCGCACUAGUAAGCGCAGUGUUAGUCGACCCCCCACCAGGUAGAUUGACGACAUCAAGCGAGUCGCAGGGAUUCGCUGGAUGCAGGUGGCUCAGUAUCGUGAUAUUUGGAAGUCCUUACAAAAGGCCUGUCCUGCAGUGGACGUCCAUCGGCUGAUAUGAUGAUGAUGAUGAUGUAGCCUACAUUACCAUAUUUCUCUAAUAAUUUUCUUAACAAACUGCGCUUUUUGAAAUUGAAAUUAGAAAUUUUUUUAAAUCUUCCGCAGUCAAUAAUUUAGCAAGACUGACUUCUCAGAAAAUCAUCAUAGUAGAUUAAAGAUAUCUUGGAAUUAGCUUGUUCUUUCUAUAAAAAUCGCAUACAAAUCGGUCCAUCCCAAUUGGAGGUACGGUUUUUCGUGUUUUUUCUUUCUUAACAAUUAUUAUUUCUUUUACAUUAUGAUACAAUAUUAUUGAAUUGAAAUUGAAUACAUAAAGAACAUAGUUAAAAAUAAAGGCUUAUGUAAUAUUUUAAUUAAAUAAUUAAUUAAUAUCGACAAGCUUUAACAUUAGUGAAAUAAAACAUUUUUUUUUUGCUUUUUGAAAUUAUUAAUUCAUUACAAUGUAAUUUAGAUUUUACUUUAAAAUAUCCGUUGGAUUAUUUUCCAGUAGAUUAGGUUUUAAAUUGUAUUUAAAAAAUUAGUCAAAGCAAUGUUUUUUAAUAUUGUUACAAUAUUUUUUUUUUAGGUUUUUAUAUUCUACAGAGUGAGAAUUUGAGAUUGAGUCAGAAUUUGCUUGAACAAAUUAAUUCAAAUACGUUGAUUAGCGGAUUUAAUUAAGAAUUUUACAACUUUAUCUGUCAAAAAUGUUCCAUUAAAGUAAAUAUUCCUGUCUCAAAACUCACUCUUUGUAUUAUUAAUAAUUAAGUUUAAGUGUUAGUUAAUUAUGUACAGCAUUCAUUUUUCUUUUUGUAGUUAUUAUAUCGACGUUAUGUUACAAUAAUAGUCGCAAAGUUAGGAGAAAAUAUUUAGUGCAAUUUAUUAUUGUUUUAUAUGCAAUAUUUGUUUUGUAUAAAAUAUCUCUUAUAGUUCCCGCGUGACAAGUUGAAACAAGUUCAUCGUUAUAUACUCAGAGGCACAAUUAUCCGCCUAUUUUAAUAAGACGCGAGUAUAUUAAAGUGGGCGGAUAAUUGUGCCUCUGGGUAUAUAUUGUUUAUGACUAGAAAACAUGAAUGUCUCAGGACAUCUACUUUGUUUUCCAACGAGGGAGAAACUUGAUUUUAUAGUCUCCUUCUUUUAAUUUUUUUUUAAUUUCAUAAAUUGUAAUGUGUUGCUUGAAACUGUUGCUCUGAUUCAUUUGUAACUUUUUUUUGAUUUUUGAAUAAUUAUACAUAUUUAUUUUGAUAUCUAUAUUCUAUUUUAAAUGUUUUAACAGCUUUACUUAUGACUAUAGAGUUGCAUUUUAUUUUUUUCUUAUGAAGUGUGCAUUUUAUUAAAUAUAUGAAUUACUCAUAAAUUGUCUUAGAUAUAGAAAGUUUAUUUAAAACGGUGCCUAUCUCACAUCAUUAUAUUUUUUUCGAGAUUUUCCAAGCAUUUAUAUACAUAUUUGACAAAAAGUGCACUGUCAAAUUAUUUAAGUUUAGGGUGACAUUUCAUACUGUAUAUAAAGGUGCAGUUAAUAACUUUUUCAUGUAUUUUCAUAGCUUAAAAAUAAAGACUAGAUCAAUAUAUAGACUAGAUCUUAUUUAAAACACGGCUUGCUUUCCAUUGUAUUUAAAACUAUACAUAGCAUUGAUAUAAAAUAAUUAUGUAUUUACUAAUUCUAAAAAAAAUUGCUAGAGGUGUGGGAAGUUAAGAAGGCGUGCAAUUAAUUACACAGUUAAAGUUUACAUUAUCAAAAUUUUAAUUUAAGUAUCUGAAAUGGAAAUGGGUUGUCUAAAAAGGGUUAUUAUGUACCUAUAUUCCUUUUUUUUAAUUUCACAAAAAGUAAAAAAGUGGUUUGUUUAUCAGAAAAACUUCCCGAGUAUUGAGGAAUAUAAAAUAAAACAUUGUUCAUGAUUUCUUAAACUCAUCUUGAGUUAUAAACAUUCAACAUGAAGCACCGCCUCGCAAUUUUCCACGCUCUCUAUGCAUUGAAACUGAUGUGUAAGUGGUGAGAGAAUGUAUGACCUAUCAGUCCACAGGACGAUAAUAUAGUGGCAAUUGGAACUAUUUUAUCUACCUACUAAUUAAUUAAUUUAUUGAAAAGAACUAUCUAAUAAUUAUGAUUAUUCCAAUAUAGAUUUUUAAUUUUCAAUAAUAAAGGUGCUAUUCCAUUAUUGCGCAUAGUUCGCAUGCUUCGCACUAAUCGGCUCCUUUCCUUUAACAGUCUCAAAUAUCUCUUUUACGAGCUACAAUAUCUCAUCUUUAUAUGUUAUAUUUUUUAAGUAAAAUUUUUCGUCUGUCUGUCUGUGUGUAUAUUCGUUAUAGAAACGAAAACUACUCGACGGAUUUCAACGAAAGUUGGUACAAUUAUUUUUCAUACUCCUUAGGCAGGUUAUAGUACACCUUUCAUCACGCUACGAUCAAUAGGAGCAGAGCAGUGAAAUGUUGGGAAAACGGGAGAAGUUACUCCAUUUUUACACCGAUACUCUAUAAGGGCUGGAUUAAAGAGGUCUAAGGGCGAACGAAGUCGCGGGUGUGCGCUAGUAUUAUAAUAUAUUGUGUAUUCAAUGUUUAUUCAAUACGUGCAAAUAGACAUGCGCAUCUAAAAUGCCUUGCCCCUGCGCAGCAAUGGAACAUCGUCUUUAUUUUUUAAUCGUAUUUUCUAUAUUCAAAAACCCAUAUUAUAAAAAUUGUAUGAUGUAUAAAAUCCUUGUAUGAUGACGUAACGCCUAAUAUUGUAUGUAUUGUGACUGUUCAUGUAUGUGUAUGGUGCUCCAUUGUAUUGUAACAUAGAUGUACAUUCGUAUCCUAUUUUCGAAUAAACGAGCCCUAGUAUAAAA
Molecule: messenger RNA, 8577 nt
Organism: Bicyclus anynana (squinting bush brown)
Lineage: Eukaryota; Metazoa; Arthropoda; Insecta; Lepidoptera; Nymphalidae
Gene: Abp1
Product: drebrin-like protein B
Exons: 9
Coding region: 118-1800 (560 amino acids)
Biological process (GO): neuron projection morphogenesis; regulation of actin filament polymerization; positive regulation of dendritic spine morphogenesis
Cellular component (GO): postsynaptic membrane; plasma membrane; dendrite
Molecular function (GO): actin filament binding
Source: RefSeq, a predicted model, not a curated record